AUGAAAAAGGUUCUGAUCGUCCUGAUUUUCCUGAUAAUUUCCUCGAUUUCUACCAAAUUCACUGUCGACGUCUCAUUUGAAUGCCAUUUAUUCGCUAAAUUCCAAGUCGACGCCUACCUGAUGGAAAAAGACUCCGGCGACAGUUAAGGCCGUGUUUUUUUGUGUUAAAUUGGUGCUUUUCUUCAGAUUUUUGGCUCCGUUUCAUUGAUGACGACGACGAGUUGGAUUAUGCUUCGAAAAUGAAGAGACGGUAUAGUCGAUGUGCCACAAGUUGAAAUUUCAUGGAACGACACUCCGCUUGUUUCGAUUUGUGCGGUAGCGCGCAUCGUGCGAAUUUGCCAACCUCGGCCACGCUCAUUUUUUUUUGGUUUUAAUCUUCAUUUUAUAAGCCACUCACUUUCUGAAAAAAUCCAUUAACAAAUGCGACAAACAGAAAAAAAACGAUGAAAACAUUAAAACAUGGCUUUAACAAAACAACACUUUUUUAUCGCUCUUUGCGAGGAUGAUCAUGAAAUUUACUGUGUUCUUCCGUUUACAUUUGUACGACGCAAUCCUUUUCAACGAUUAUAAUACAUUUUAAAGAAAUAAAACAAUUAGAAAACGAUCAAAAAUUAGGUGGUAUGAAAAACACCAGCGAAAAUUCAAACGGCGACUUUUCCGAUUUUUUCAUAUCGCUAGGGAACUUUCCGACGGCCACCUUCCGACGAAUCUUUUUUUCCGACUUUUUUUCUCGAUAAAAUCUUAGUUUUGAAUCUUUCUAUAUAAAGUAGGUAGUUGGUUCAUGAUUAAAACACAAAGACAUAGGAAAAAAAAAAGUAAAUAGAUGUCUUAUGAACCGAAAAAUAUAAAGGAAAAAAGUCGGAAAAAAUUUCGUCGGAAAGGUGGCCGUCGGAAAGUUCCCUAGCGAUAUGAAAAAAUCGGAAAAGUCGCCGUUUGAAUUUUCGCUGGUGUUCUUUUCAUACCACCCAAAAUUAGAAUUGAAACCAAAAAAAUUAGCGUGGCCCAGGUUGGCAAAUUCGCACGAUGCGCGCUACCGCACAAAUCGAAACAGCGGAGUGUCGUUCCAUGAAAUUUCAACUUGUGGCACAUCGACUAUAUGAAAUCCUUGCGAUUUGAGGAAAUUUUGACUGAUUUGAUGAGCCAAAAAAAAGGCGAAAUCUUCAAGGAUUUUUUUCAAAAGGGCUCCUGCUCCUUUUCGUAGCUUUUACAUUUAUAUGGCUCUUUUUUUUGACACUUGAUUUUUUCAAACUGAUUGGCCAAUAUCAAUUUCUAAUUUCCAAAUUAUUUUUACAAAAUUUCAACCUUCUUUCUCUUUUCAAUAGAACGGACUUCACCUCCUACGACGUCUAUUUUUAAGACUCUAUUUUCAACUUCUCGGAAUCAAUUGAACACGCCAUGUGUUGAAAUAGUUGCGGAAUCAAAAAAAUAAUAAACAAAAAAAUGUUUUUUUGUUAAAAUUUUUCCCAAUAAAUUUUUCUCCAACUUUAAGUCACGCUUCCGUUGAACUAGAAGGAGAAGAAUCUGAAUUCGGCUUCACCGAACCUUACAUUUUCUAUCGACACAAUUGUACAAAGGUCGGUGGAAUCUAUUAUUUAAAAAAAUAAAUUAUAAUUACUCGAUCAGGAUGGAUCUGUGACGGAAAAAUCGCUGUUUCCUGGAAAAAGCCUAUAA
Molecule: messenger RNA, 1671 nt
Organism: Caenorhabditis auriculariae
Lineage: Eukaryota; Metazoa; Nematoda; Chromadorea; Rhabditida; Rhabditidae
Source: the annotation of a GenBank genome assembly